ACAGCUUGAUGGGGGAAAUAAGACAGCACAAACGUUUUCGUUUCGCAAAGUCUUCCGGAUUAGAGGAAUACCUUAUUUAUAAGACUGGAGAUCUCUAAAGUCUCUUGCAAGUUUGGAGAGGAGAGCAUCUGUGGAGAACGUGGAACGCUCAGUGAACAGAAACACUUAGAAUCUCCCUGCAGGAUAAAGAAGUGGCUGGAUCCCCUCGAUCGCACUCUCGGCCUCAGAUUGGUUGAGCCUGCCCGGGCAGGAAAAAAAGCGGAAGCGCGCUCUUUCAAACUCGCCGUUCCGACGUCGAUAGAGGCAGGCCACUUCCGGCGUAGGCAUGGCGGCUAACGCUACCACUAACCCGUCACAGCUGCUUCCUCUAGAGCUUGUGGACAAGUGUAUAGGAUCAAGAAUUCACAUUGUGAUGAAGAGUGAUAAGGAGAUUGUUGGCACACUUCUGGGAUUUGAUGACUUUGUCAAUAUGGUAUUGGAAGAUGUCACUGAAUUUGAAAUCACACCAGAAGGAAGAAGAAUUACUAAACUAGAUCAAAUUUUGCUAAAUGGAAAUAAUAUAACAAUGCUGGUUCCUGGAGGAGAAGGACCUGAAGUAUGAAAGGAUUUCCUUAACUUACGCUAGGUUUUAUUUUAUAAUGACAACAGAAGUUUUUUUUUUUUUUUAACCUUUUAAUGUUUGUAUUCUGUGAAGCCAAGUUUCCCGUUAAAGGGAAAUGCUUUGAAGAUGCAUUGUAAAUGCCCAUUUUUGUAAGUUAAUCAUGAUUAUAUUGGGAAAAGAACAGUUUGUUCUUUGAAGACAAAAAUAAAUGUGUUUUUGUUAA
Messenger RNA from Dama dama (fallow deer), 824 nucleotides. RefSeq names its product LSM5 homolog, U6 small nuclear RNA and mRNA degradation associated (gene LSM5). Lineage: Eukaryota; Metazoa; Chordata; Mammalia; Artiodactyla; Cervidae. The coding region runs from base 326 to 601 and encodes 91 amino acids. The record is from RefSeq and is a predicted model, not a curated record. The transcript is spliced from 5 exons. Gene Ontology annotation, molecular function: RNA binding. Gene Ontology annotation, cellular component: U6 snRNP; U4/U6 x U5 tri-snRNP complex; Lsm1-7-Pat1 complex. Gene Ontology annotation, biological process: mRNA splicing, via spliceosome.